Rhincodon typus (whale shark) is the source of this 3814-nucleotide messenger RNA. It is a transcript of the gene cfap61, whose product is annotated as cilia and flagella associated protein 61. The record is from RefSeq and is a predicted model, not a curated record. The transcript is spliced from 25 exons. Lineage: Eukaryota; Metazoa; Chordata; Chondrichthyes; Orectolobiformes; Rhincodontidae. The coding region runs from base 121 to 3549 and encodes 1142 amino acids.
CUCAAGGAUUGAAGUGUCUCAAAGAGAAGGCCCUCAGUGAUCACAAGAUAACUAGGAAUGCACAAAAAUUCCUGGUGACAAUCAUAUUCUGAGAAUAAAUAAAAAUAACCUAAAACAACAAUGACAACAAUAUAUGCUUCAGGUGGAGGAAGUCUAGUAAUAAAUGUCAGACGGUCAGAAUCUCAAGAUGCACAUCAGAUUAUGAAACUGUUCACCCCCAGUACAACAGCCAUGUUUGGAAGAAUUAAUAUCAUCUAUUUACUCGAAAAGGCAAAUCUUUCUUUGACAGUGGAAAAUGAGAAGAAAGAGGUUUUAGCUCAUGCUGCUUUUUUCGAUUAUCCAAAUAUUGAGGCUGUUGAAAAAGACAACUGGGAACCCUGGCUACAUACGUAUGGACCUAGUUCAAAAUGCACACCUCUGAACACCCUUUUUUUACAUUUGCUUGUGGCAAAAUCAAGAGUUGCAGGUGGUUGUGCUAAAGAGAUUGUCAGGACUGUCUUCAAUGCCCUCCGAGAACUGCACUAUAUAAUCCUUGCUGUGCCAAAAAAAGUCGCCUUAGAUCCUGCAGUGUCUGUCUUGUUUGCACCUAUGCCACAAUUUAAGAAGGUGGAUGGUGUACACUAUUCGGCUUUCAUCUGCUACAGAAAGGACUAUGUUCCAGUACUACAUAUUCGAAAGGCCAGGAUAGAGGAUCAUGAUGAUGUCACACCUAUCUUCAAUGAGCAGACUGAUACACUGAGAUACAUUUAUGGUGAAUACUUCCUGGCAGAACUAAUAGAAGCUCAAGAUGAAACGACCCGAGCUGCUGUCUGUGAGGUAAAUAACAGUGCAGUGGGGUUCAUUAGCGUGUGCAGUGAAGUGAAUGUCAAGCUACUGAAUGAAUGCUUUGAUUUACGUCCAUUUCAUGGUCUUCGUAAAACUCCUGAAGAGGAAGCAUCUUUAAAACUAACAGUAACAACUUCAGAAACAGAAAACAAAAGCGCUUCAACUGGAGUUUCUGAAGAUAAUACAGACGAAAAGGGAGAAGUGUCAGACAGUGUUGAAAAUGCCAAAUUGCCAGAUGGUGAUGUUGAAGACCAAACAACCAAAGAAGCAGAGAGCAGCAAAGAGAUCGCUUCCAGUCCAAAUGACAGCCAUUCUUCAAAUGCUUUUUGUGUUGUGUUGUUCUGUAUUGAUGAGACAUAUGAAACAAGGUCUCAGGAUUUUUUGCCCUACAUUUUUAAUCUUUUUCCGGACAGAGACUACUGUGUCAUCACAGUACCUCAUCUCAUCCCAGAGUUUCCUUUGCUGAAGGAUUUUGUCCGUGUUGUACCCUACAGCAAGACUACAUUGUCUCAUGAACUAUACGUCACUCAUCGCAAAGGCUUGUUAAAAUCCUUCAUGGUACGACUUGCAACACAAAAUGACACUGCAGGAAUUCAAAGACUUGUAAAAAACCUUGAUCUGGAGUUCAAUGUUUUAAGUAUCUUACAUAUUUAUAACCAAUCUCGCAGAGACCCAGAUGGAACUCCAAUUCAGGCAAUUGUUGCUGAGGUUCUACAAGAAAUUGUGGGAAUUGCUAUCAUCAGGAAUGAAGAGCAAAUUGAAUAUAUCCGUUCGCAUUAUAACAUCGAAAACUUUAUCUACUUUGACCAUCACCAACGUGAAGAACAUGGGCACCUCUAUCACUUUGCUUUGAACCCAAUUUUCCAUCAUUAUACCAGACAUUUUCUCAAAGAAAUACUUCGGAUUACUUUUAAGUCUUGCCUAUACUACCCUGUUUAUCCAAGAUUAUUACUUAAAAAGGUAAACAGUCCAUAUGCUCAUUCCCUCACAUCUGCCCUUAAUUAUCUAAUUCCCGUGCGCCGGAGACGGCAGGUUGUCUAUCCAUUGGACCAGCUUGCCAUUAAUGCUCCAUCAAAGCGAAUCACUCAGAAAAAGUUUCUGGUCAGUGGUUACCCCCAAAAUAUUGAUAAUGGUGGAUUCAGUAAUUAUAGGCGAUUUAAUAUUGAGAGGUACAACUAUAAUAAUGAUGAUCACGCACAGAUAUCAUUGCAGACUUGGGUUAAUGUGGUGACUGGCAAGAUGAUUGGUAUAAACAGAGCUUCAAAAUAUGUACUAGUAACAGGAGACACAAAGGUGCCGUAUGAGCAUCUAAUCCUGUGUACUGGACUACAGUAUCAGGUUCCUUGUCCCACAGGAGUGGAUAUCAAAGACGUGCUGUCAAAUAAGGAUGUGGCUGUUGACCCUGACCAGCAAUUUACAGGAAAAGUACCCUCCAAUCUUUUUGUUCUUAAUAGUCAUGAUGACUGUGAAAAUGCACUACAUUGGCUCAAAAAGCAUGAAGGAAAUGUUAAAGGAAAUAUCAUUGUAUAUGGGAGCACAAUGGACGCUUACAUCACAGUGAAUACCAUCCUGUCUUUUCGAAUCGAUGGCUCUUUCGUACAUCUGGUGAAAACGCCUUCAAAUUUAGGCAGCAGUUGUUUUAACAGUCCCGUGAUAGAAAGUGCAGUAGAGGAAGCACUCAAGAAAGCUAACGUUUCUGUGUAUUCUAACUGUCUGCUUGCUCAGUGUAAUAAUGGGAAGCUCCAUCAACGUAUAACCCUCGCAACUUUUACCACUGAUUCUCAACCAUUGAGUCUGAAAUGUGUAGCUUUCUUCAACUUUGACAAGAAGAAGGUGGAUGUUGAUGCUUUCAGAGCCAUCAAUAAGGCAUGCCUUGUCUUUGAUGGAAAAUUGGUAAUUGACUCUACCUUCCAUACCAAUGAUAUAACAAUUAGAGCUGCUGGAUCAUUAACUAAAUAUUCCCGUCGUUACUUUGCUGACCAAUGGUCUCAUGCAAAUUUUAAUUCGAAAGAGAUUGGAUUUCAGCUGGCUGCACUCAUGCUGCAUCUGUUUGACCCAACUCUGGAGCAAGUGACUAAACCACCAGCGGAAUUAGAUAAACUUCUCCCUACUUAUACUGGAUGUAAAGCCAUAGGAGGCAUACUACCUGGAGGAUACCAUUACCUACAUAUUUCUAAGCCAGGGAUCAUAUCCUGUGUAGAUUCGCAAAAGUCACGACCUGAAUAUGGUCGUGAACUAAUCACAGGAAGCAUCGAUAAAGGGAACUACUUUGAAAUUCACUUGAACCAAUACAGCAUGGUAGAAUCCAUCACUUGUCUAUCACUGAAAUCUUUGCCGGUCUCCAACUAUAUCUGCUUAUAUGGACAGCAUGAGCGUCUCCUUAACAAUUUAUGUUCUCGCUUUGACGAAGGCCUCAUCUCAGAUUUUUACAGCUAUCUAAGGGAGCCUUGGUGCAUGUGUAUAUAUCAUGAUCGUUUCAUGGACUUCAAACAAGAAGUGCGGCAGUUAAUAGAAUCCAACAAGGUAAAUGUCGACGAGCCUAUUGAAGAGCUGAUUCGUCGGAUAGCGGAUGGAGAGUUGCUGGUGCCGGGAAAUACGAAGGCAUAUUUGGAGGAGCAGUUUGCGAAGAACGGUUACCAGAAGUUGGUAGAAAAAACCCUCCUAAAUUACCUGAGCUACAAUCGUUACCACCUCCCAAUGUUUGCAAGGCCUGGUAUUGUUUAAAUAUCGACAGUGGUAAUGGUGGGGGGUGAGGGGGUGAUAUUGCACUCAAAUUACUUUGUCUUAAUGUCUGUUCAAUCCUGAAAACUUUGCUGAUGUUUAAUAGUGUCCAAUUUAUUGGAGUCACGCUGUUGAUCCACUUAGCCAGAAGAUGGCGCACUAUAACAGGCUGACGGAGGGGAAGUGAAAGUUCUCUCUGACAAGAUUUCGUUUCCUUUUAAAAUGUUUUACUCGAGUGUAGCUUUUCUAAAACGUGUACAAUAAAUAA